Sinocyclocheilus grahami is the source of this 1936-nucleotide messenger RNA. RefSeq names its product AFG1 like ATPase b (gene afg1lb). The transcript has 13 exons. Gene Ontology annotation, molecular function: ATP hydrolysis activity; ATP binding. The coding region runs from base 115 to 1611 and encodes 498 amino acids. The record is from RefSeq and is a predicted model, not a curated record. Lineage: Eukaryota; Metazoa; Chordata; Actinopteri; Cypriniformes; Cyprinidae. Gene Ontology annotation, cellular component: mitochondrion; cytoplasm.
UUGUGACAUAUAAACGUGAAAGUGCAACAUGCAGAGCAGUGUCUGUUCUCCAUAAAGGGAUAUAUAAGGUGUCAGUGUACAGAGCUCAAUAAAGUUAUUAGGUUUUGAAUCAACAUGGCGGCAUACAGGUUGCGGUGGACAACGAGAUGUCUUUUAAGACUUACAUUCAAAGAGACAAGUUUGUGGAGAGGAGUUUGGUGUGGACUGUUUAAGGCCGUUAGAGGACAUGCAUCUAUAUCAGCACCUUGGGCUGCUCAUGGAGGACUCAUCAGCCACUAUGACAGUCUUGUCUGCUCCGGUUCACUGCAAGAGGAUGAUCAACAAAGAGCUGCACUUCGUCAGUUAGAACAGUUAAACAGAGUGAUGACAGACUAUACCAACAUCCCGAUCCUUCUCCCUCAACCUAAAGACUGUUUACAUAGUCAUCCCACCUCAGAACUGAAGAAUAAUACAAGUAAAGUAAACCUUUGCAGUCCUGAAGAAAAGAUGUCAGAUAUUGACAGAGAUGUUGACAUCACACAAGAGGUGUCCCCAAAGCCACAUCCUCCCCACGGCUACUAUAUCCAUGGUGAUGUUGGCACUGGAAAAACAAUGAUGAUGGAUCUUUUUUACUCAUUUGUGGAAAACAGAAGAAAAAGGAGGGUUCAUUUCAAUACAUUCAUGUUAGACGUACAUAGAAGGAUCCACAAACUGAAACAGAGCCUGCCAAAGCGACGGAUAGGUAAAAUGACAAUGUAUGACCCCAUCUUUCCGGUUGCCAUGGAGAUCGCAGAGGAAACCUGUCUCCUAUGCUUUGAUGAGUUUCAGGUGGUGGAUAUAGCCGAUGCUGUGAUUCUGAAGCAGUUAUUUGAGGGUUUGUUCAAGUGUGGGGUCGUGGUUGUGGCAACCUCAAAUCGACCACCUGAAGAACUGUACAAAAACGGGCUUCAGAGGACUGCUUUUGUGCCUUUCAUUGGCGUACUCAAGGAGCACUGUCAUACCGUCAGUCUUGACACUGGAAUAGAUUACCGGACAAGGGAAAUGGAAGCAGCAGGAAAACUAUACUACAUAUCAAGUGAGCCUGAUGCAGAGAAUGCUGUCAAUACACUGUUUGAGGAACUGGCAUACAGACAAAAUGAUGUAACUAGGCCAAGGGUGCUGAACGUGCAAGGAAGAGAAGUAACCCUGAGCAGAACCUGUGGAACCAUUGCAGACUGCACCUUCCAAGAGCUGUGUGAGCGACCAUUGGGUGCAGGGGAUUAUUUAGAAAUCGCACGGCAGUUUGACACGGUCAUCAUACGGAAUGUUCCUCACUUUCGAGUCGGAAUGAAAGACCAGGCUAGACGCUUCACGACACUCAUUGACAACUUUUAUGACCAAAAGGUUAGAGUGUCAUGUGUAGAUAAAAUCUCACUGGUUCAUUUUAAUGAGCCUUGGUUCUUUGCUAAUUCCUGUAGAAAGACAUUUGUAAUCGUUCAUCAGACCUUCAUUUAUUUUGCUCAGGAGGUCAGUGAGCGGCUGACAUUGUUCACAGCAGAUGAAGAGGUCUUUGCCUUCCAGAGGACAAUAUCUCGCCUCACAGAGAUGCAGACAGAACAGUACUGGCUAAGUGGGGAUCGGAGUCAAACAUGAACUGAAACUCCCUUGCAGUAACCAACUACCUCUUAAUAGAGUCUUUGUCGCCUCCAAAAACAUUUGAGAUGGUACAUUUCCAUUACCAACAGACUCUUAAGCCUUAUCUUAUUACUUUAAAAGCAAUUGGAAUUGUCCAUAUUCUCACAUCACCAUUAAUAUGUAAAACAAAAUAUCAUGGACUGCAGGAGGACAAUGCAUAUGUUGCAAAAUAAGAUGAUGUGUAGCACCCUCUAGUGGCUCGUGUAUUCUGUUGUAUUUAGUACGGUACAUUAUGUACUUUGAAAUACUCUUACUGUGGGAGAGGGAACAAUAUAUUUAUAUU